AUGCUUCGCAAAUUUGUUGUUCUCACCGCCAGUAUGGCCGCCCUUUCUGGGGUCUCCGCCAACCCGGUUGCGAACCCCGAACCCGUUGCUGAGCCCGAAGCUGUCGCUGAGGCUAACUACGGAUACUAUCAACCUCCUCCACCUCCAAAGUACUGGCAACCACCAAAGGAGGAGUACAAGCCAAAGUAUGACGAGUACAAGCCAAAGCCAUAUGAGCGCAAGCCGGAGCCAUACAAGCCCAAGUAUGAGCCGCCAAAGUACGAACCACCAAAGUACGAGCCAAAAUAUGAACCACCAAAGUACGAGCCAAAGUAUGAACCGCCAAAGCCAAAGUACGAGCCAAAGCCCUACGAGCGCAAGCCGGAAUACGAUGAGUGGAAACCGGCACCAUAUGAUGAAUGGAAGCCAAAGCCCUACCAGGUCAAGGCAUAUAAGCACAAGCCCAAGUAUGAUGAUCACAAGCCCAAGUACGAUGACCACAGGCCCAAGUACGAUGACCACAGGCCCAAGUACGACGACCACAAACCCAAGUACGACGACCAUAAGCCCAAGUACGACGACCAUAAGCCCAAGUACGACAACAAGCCAAAGUAUGAACCACCAAAGUACGACAAUAAGCCAAAGUACCAACCACCACGAAAGGAGUACAAGCCAAAGUACAACGACUAUAAGCCAAAGCACAACGACUAUAAGCCAAAGCACAACGACUAUAAGCCAAAGUAUGACGACCAUAAGCCAAAGUACGAUAACAAGCCAAAGUACGAGCCACCAAAGUACGACAACAAGCCAAAGUACGAAGCACCAAAGUAUGAGGCACCAAAAUACGAGCCACCAAAGUAUGAGGCACCAAAGUACGAACCACCAAAGUACGAGCCAAAGCCAUACAGGCCCCCAACCUACUACGACUAG
Messenger RNA from Orbilia oligospora ATCC 24927, 909 nucleotides. RefSeq lists its product as uncharacterized. Lineage: Eukaryota; Fungi; Ascomycota; Orbiliomycetes; Orbiliales; Orbiliaceae. The transcript has a single exon. Bases 1 to 909 code for a protein of 302 amino acids. The record is from RefSeq and is a predicted model, not a curated record.